Malaclemys terrapin pileata is the source of this 633-nucleotide messenger RNA. RefSeq names its product zinc finger protein 771-like. The record is from RefSeq and is a predicted model, not a curated record. Gene Ontology annotation, biological process: regulation of transcription by RNA polymerase II; central nervous system development. Gene Ontology annotation, cellular component: nucleus. Gene Ontology annotation, molecular function: DNA-binding transcription factor activity, RNA polymerase II-specific; RNA polymerase II cis-regulatory region sequence-specific DNA binding. The coding region runs from base 1 to 633 and encodes 210 amino acids. The transcript has a single exon. Lineage: Eukaryota; Metazoa; Chordata; Testudines; Emydidae.
AUGAGAAUCCAUCAACGCACACAUACAGGGGAGCGGCCGCAUCGCUGUGCUGACUGUGGCAAGGGCUUUGCACACAGCUCAAGCCUCAGCAAACACCAGCGCACACACACCGGGGAGCGGCCGCACUGCUGUGCUGACUGUGACAAGAGCUUUGUACAGAGCUCAGUCCUGAGAAGACACCGGCGCACGCACACCGGAGAGCGGCCGUAUCACUGUGCUGACUGCGGCAAGUGCUUUGGACAGGGCUCAAUCCUGAGAAGACAUCAGCGCACGCACACCGGGGAGCGGCCGCACCGCUGUGCUGACUGUGGCAAGUGCUUUGGACAGAUCUCAAACCUGAUAGUCCAUCAGCGUACGCACACCGGGGAGCGGCCACAUCGCUGUGCUGACUGUGGCAAGGGCUUUGUACAGAUUUCACACCUGAGAGUCCAUCAGCGCACACACACCGGGGAGGGGCCGCACCACUGUGCUGACUGUGGCAAGCACUUUGCUAGGUUGGCCAACCUCAUCCAGCACCAAAUCACGCACAGCAGUGCCCCUCUGCCAAGGCCAGGGCCUAAGGAGCUUCUGGCAGCCAGUGGGCCUGGCACAGCACCAGCACGUGUGGACCAGGGAGUGGUCCUGUGCCCAUGA